This is a messenger RNA of Arabidopsis lyrata subsp. lyrata, 1047 nucleotides long. Its product is annotated as ethylene-responsive transcription factor ERF107. Lineage: Eukaryota; Viridiplantae; Streptophyta; Magnoliopsida; Brassicales; Brassicaceae. The transcript has a single exon. Gene Ontology annotation, biological process: regulation of DNA-templated transcription; ethylene-activated signaling pathway. Bases 247 to 843 code for a protein of 198 amino acids. The record is from RefSeq and is a predicted model, not a curated record. Gene Ontology annotation, molecular function: DNA-binding transcription factor activity; DNA binding.
UGAAGGGUCCUGACAAAAUAUCUUAAGUUGUCUCCAUAAAUGUUUAAUGGAUAAGACUUGGACCCACAGAGUUAAACCAGAGAGACACAGAGAGAGACUUUUGACACCUCACCCAUUGCUGCGUUAACACAUGUUUAGGAUUCCUUUCUUUAUAUAGCCAACAAUAUGAUCAACACUUUUCUUCAAACACCACUUGCAGAUUUUUUUCUUCUCCUGUCUUGUCUGCAAUAGAAAAGUAAGAUAAAUAUGGCGACUUUUGAGGAAAGCUCUGAUCUGGAUGUUAUACAGAAACAUCUGUUUGAAGACUUGAUGAUCCCUGAUGGUUUUAUUGAAGAUUUUGUCUUUGAUGAUAGUGCUUUUGUCUCAGUACUCUGGUCUUUAGAACCGUUUAACCCAGUUCCUAAACUGGAACCUAGUUCACCUGUUCCAGAUUCCUAUGUCCAAGAGUUUCUUCAAAUGGAAGCAGAAUCAUCAUCAUCAUCAACAACAACAUCACCUGAGGUUGAGACUGUCUCAAACCGAAAAAAAACAAAGAGGUUUGAAGAGACGAGACAUUACAGAGGUGUGAGAAGGAGGCCAUGGGGAAAAUUUGCAGCAGAGAUUCGAGAUCCCGCGAAGAAAGGAUCCAGGAUCUGGUUAGGCACUUUCGAGAGUGAUAUUGAUGCUGCAAGAGCUUAUGACUAUGCAGCUUUUAAGCUCAGGGGAAGAAAAGCUGUCCUCAAUUUUCCUUUGGAUGCCGGAAAGUAUGAUGCUCCGGUCAAUUCAUGCCGAAAAAGGAGGAGAAGCGAUGUACUGCAGCCUCAAGGAACAACAACGAGUACUUCAUCAUCAUCAUCAAACUAAUGGGAAUAGUGAUGUUUAAUUAGUAUAUAUAGGUUAAUAUCUUAAGUAUGUGAAGCAUGUAUAGAGCCAAGAAAAUGUUAGAUUAGUGUACUGAAAAAAACUCUUCCAAAUUAUGUACUAAAGAGUUCCUGUAACAAUGGAACUUCUGUGUUUUCUCAUGUCUUAAAGAGCUUAAGGUUCUAGAAACAAAGUUCUUGUUCAAGA